AUGAGUUCAUGGAAACAAGUUACUUGCGAUCAGCGCGGCGUUCCAAUGCUUAUUGAUGAGAUUAUUACAAAGCAAUAUCCAAACUUUUCGCUUACAAUCCCUCGUAUUCGCUAUGGAGAAAUCGGAGUUUUAACAUUAACAAAUAAAAGACUUAUUUUCAACGUUUAUCAAAAUCCAAUUGCAUUAGAAUUCGAUCUCAGUGAACUUGGACAAUUUACAACUGCUGCACACCCAGCCGAUGCUAAUGCUCUCGCAUUUUCAAAAUUUAAAUCAGCUUCUGGCGAAGAUUUUUCAAUGCAAGCUCUCAAAUUCGACUUGACUGACCUCGCAGCAAGAUUAUCCACAUCACAAAGCUCAAGUUCUGGCUCAUCAAAGAGAAUUGUCAAAAAGAUUUCUACAAAGAGCGCAAGCCGCGAAUUCCGUGGUAUUGCAGCUGCCAAGCAGAUUGAGCAAAAUGAUAUUGAUCAAAAGAAUGCCCAACUUAGCAGUUCUCUCGCAGAUAUUCAAUCACUUAAAGAAUCAGCACAGCAAUUACUUAACUUUGCCCAAGAGCUUAAGCGCAAAGGAGACUCCGACUCCAAGAGCGACUUAGAUGAAGUCUACGCCGCUCUCGGUGUCACAGAUUCAACAAUUGAAAAAUCCGGUGGCCAAUUCUCAGAAAGACUUGCCCUUCGAUUCGCUACAGAUAUCUCAAAGGUUCUUGAGGUCAAAGGCGGCGUUCUUUCAGUUGCAGAGGCUUUUUGCAUUUUCAACAGAAAAUUAGGUACCGAUUACGUUUCUCCGAACGAUCUUGCCGACGCCAUCAAGCACCUUCAAAGGAGACAGUACAAAGUCAAGGUUGAGACGAUUGAAGGCGUAACUGUCGUAAUUCUCGCAAAUAAGACAUACCAAGCGGUUUUAACAGAUAUUUUGAGCAAAAUCGACGAGGGAGAAUAUACUACACCACUUCUCAUGUCAAAGAAGACUGGUUUGCCAAUGUCUAUCGCAAGAAACUACUUGUUACACGCAGAAGUUGAUGGUGUCUUCUGCCGCGAUGAUUCUAUGGCAGGACUUCGCUUCUACAAGAACAAUUUCAAGAACUUUAAGCCAAUGUCAUAUUAA
This is a messenger RNA of Trichomonas vaginalis G3, 1101 nucleotides long. Its product is annotated as protein transport to vacuole protein. The transcript has a single exon. Gene Ontology annotation, biological process: protein transport to vacuole involved in ubiquitin-dependent protein catabolic process via the multivesicular body sorting pathway. Gene Ontology annotation, molecular function: ubiquitin binding. Lineage: Eukaryota; Parabasalia; Trichomonadida; Trichomonadidae. Gene Ontology annotation, cellular component: ESCRT II complex; late endosome membrane. The coding region runs from base 1 to 1101 and encodes 366 amino acids. The record is from RefSeq and is a predicted model, not a curated record.